AUGGCCUCGCAAGCAGUGUCGUCUGGACCUACCCCAGCAGCUCCAGGCGGGGGAGUCCAACUGCCACCCACCGCCGAACAAUUGCAAACCGCCUUCGACCAUGGCAUAUGGUAUCUCUUGUCGCUCUGGCCGGCCUUGCAUGUCGCCUGCCAGAACGGCUGGGGCGGGCCCGACUCCAACGAGAAGAAGGACUGGUUUGCCGGCGCCGUCUCAGAUCUCUUUGCGCAACGCCCCGAGACGGACUUUGAAGAUCUUGUCGUCUUCCUCUUGCAGGUCGUGCAGGACGAGUUUGACCUGAAUGUCGAGGACGAUACGGAGGAAGAGGUGGCGCGCAGUAUCCUGGUGUUGAAGAAGCGGUUGUUCGAGGAUGGCGAUGUGUCGGCUCUUCGGGAGCUUGAGCAGAGGUGGAAGAACAGAGGACAGAUGAAGACGGACGUGCAGGUGGAAGAUAGGGAAAUCGAGGGCGACGAGGACGAGUGGAACGGGUUCGAGGAUGAAGAUGUCGACAUGCAGGAUGCUGUACCGAAUCUUGCGUCACAACCCAAGAAAGAGAAACCACAACCCGAGGUAGAUGACGACGGUUUCACAAAGGUCGUGGGCCGACGCAACCGGUGA
Messenger RNA from Neohortaea acidophila, 615 nucleotides. Its product is annotated as Pre-rRNA-processing protein TSR2-domain-containing protein. Bases 1 to 615 code for a protein of 204 amino acids. Gene Ontology annotation, biological process: maturation of SSU-rRNA from tricistronic rRNA transcript (SSU-rRNA, 5.8S rRNA, LSU-rRNA). Gene Ontology annotation, cellular component: nucleus. The transcript has a single exon. The record is from RefSeq and is a predicted model, not a curated record. NCBI's taxonomy places the organism in Eukaryota, Fungi, Ascomycota, Dothideomycetes, Mycosphaerellales, Teratosphaeriaceae.